GGGCGGAGCCAGCAGAAGGGACGGCGGCGCUGACAGUUGGGCAGGAUGUCGGCGAGGAGGCGCAUCGGGGACCCCGAGUUUUUGACCAAAAGGAUCCCACAGAAUCCUAAAUACCAGCAUGUAAAAACUCGCCUUGACACAGGUAGCAGUAUGACAAAAUACACUGAAAAACUGGAAGAGAUCAAGAGAAAUUACAGAUACAAGAAAGAUGAACUCUUCAAGAGGCUGAAAGUGACCACGUUUGCCCAGCUGGUGAUCCAGGUGGCUUCUCUAUCCGAUGAAAACGUAGAAGUCUCACCGGAGGAAAUUCAGAAGCUGGACGAAGGUGAUGCUACCCCUGCGGACAACAAUGCGGAAGUUGCAGCAGAGACCAACGGCAAAGACAGCCCUGGCGAGAAACCGGCCAGUCCCAUCCUGUUCAUCAACAACACCGGGGCUGGCGAGUCCUAUCGUUCCACCUUACAGAGUGUGAUAAGCGGCGUCGGCGAGCUGGACCUGGGCAAGAACGCCCCGAAAAAAACUGAGUCACGUUCGCGGACUGAACCUUAUCCUGACUGCCCCUUCUUGCUGCUGGACGUGCGAGACCGGGACGCGUACGAGGGCUGCCACAUUAUUGGAGCAUACUCCUACCCCAUCGCCACGCUGUCCAGAACCAUGAACCCAUACACAAACGACAUCUUGGAAUAUAAAAACGCUCACGGGAAGAUCAUCAUUGUUUACGACGACGACGAGCGAAUAGCCGGCCAGGCGGCCACUACCAUGUGCGAGAGGGGCUUCGAGAACUUAUUCAUGCUCUCUGGAGGUCUCCGCGUCAUCGCCCAGAAGUUCCCCGAAGGCCUGGUCACCGGCACAUUUCCCGCCUCUUGCCUGUCAGCUGGCCAGCCUGGGACUGCCCGGAAAAAAGCAUCUCCCAGGCAGCCCCCGCCCCUACCCUUGGAGAAAAAGUGGAGAUUUACAGCAGAGGAUCUACAAAAGCUACAGUACUACCUAGAAGAGGAGCAGCUGCCUUCAGACACUGCCAGCCGCCUCAGCCGUGGCUCUUCGGCUCGAGACGCCAGGGCCGUUGCCGUCAAGAGCAACCAGCACCUGCCGACCAACACCUCGGCCGUGGCCCUCCCCACCCGCUCCCUCAGCAGCAGCAGCCUGCAGAGCAAGCCGUGGAGAUAAGACGGUGUCUUUUCCCAGCUCAAAUAAAAGAGACUCCCGUUCCCGGGGGCCCUUUGAUCACUACAGCCCGUCUGUCGCUUUUAGGAAG
This is a messenger RNA of Euleptes europaea (tarantolino), 1255 nucleotides long. RefSeq names its product centrosomal protein 41 (gene CEP41). The transcript has 11 exons. The record is from RefSeq and is a predicted model, not a curated record. Gene Ontology annotation, cellular component: ciliary basal body. Gene Ontology annotation, biological process: cilium assembly; protein polyglutamylation. The coding region runs from base 46 to 1167 and encodes 373 amino acids. Lineage: Eukaryota; Metazoa; Chordata; Lepidosauria; Squamata; Sphaerodactylidae.